AUGGGUGUCCCUAAGUUUUAUCGUUGGAUUAGUGAGCGCUAUCCAUGUCUAAGUGAAGUUGUUCGAGAACAUCAAAUUCCAGACUUCGAUAAUUUAUAUUUGGAUAUGAAUGGAAUAAUACAUACCUGUUCUCACCCUAAUGAUGAUGAUCCGCACUUUAGAAUUACUGAAGAAAAGAUAUUUGCUGGAAUUUGCCAUUAUCUGGAUUUUCUUUUCAAAAUGAUUAAGCCAAGGAAAGUAUUUUUCAUGGCUGUUGAUGGUGUUGCUCCAAGAGCUAAAAUGAACCAACAAAGAGGGCGAAGGUUUCGUACUGCCAAAGAAGCUGUAACUCUCGAGCAAAUGGCCAUUGACAGUGGAGAAAUGUUACCGAAAGAAGCUAGGUUCGAUUCUAACUGCAUAACGCCAGGUACAGGUUUCAUGGCAAGGCUUCAUACCAUAUUAAAGAGCUUCGUUGUGUAUAAAAUAUCAACCGACAUUCUGUGGCGAAAUGUGAGAGUAUAUCUUUCUGGACACGAAACUCCUGGUGAAGGAGAGCAUAAAAUAAUGGAUUUCAUAAGGCAUGAAAAAUCCCAACCAAAUUACAACCCAAAUACCAGACAUUGUUUGUAUGGACUUGAUGCUGACUUAAUCAUGCUUGGCCUGUGCUCUCAUGAACCUUAUUUCAGUUUAUUGAGAGAAGAAGUAAAAUUUGGCAGCAAAAAUAACCAGAAAAGGUUAACAUCGCCUGAAGAGACUACAUUUCACUUGCUUCAUAUUUCAUUGUUACGAGAUUACUUAGGCCAUGAGUUUGCUCCUGUCAAAGACAAACUUCAAUUUGAAUUCAAUAUUGAGUAUAUUAUUGAUGAUUUUGUCUUGAUGAGCUUUCUUGUAGGCAAUGAUUUUAUUCCACAUUUGCCACAGCUUCAUAUUCAUCAUGAUGCUUUACCCGUUUUGUUUAGAACUUAUAUUGAUGUACUGCCAAAUUUAAGUGGCUAUAUAAAUGAGCAAGGGCAUUUGAAUUUAGAACGCUUUGAAGCAUUUUUAAAUAAACUUGCUGAGUAUGAUUUUCAGAAGUUUGAAGAAAUUAAUGAUGAUUUCCAGUAUUUGGAAUCUAAAUCAAGAAAAAGCGAAAAAAAUGAAAAUGAUAAAGUUAAAACCUCUAACUUUUUAUCAGAUUUAGGCUUUAGCAAUAUGGCCAUUAGUAAAACUGCCGAGUUUGAUUCCUCAAGCGAAGAUGACGAUUCCGGGGAAGAUGAUGAUGACAGUGAUGAUGAUGCAAAUUCUACUCUGGAACUUGAAUUCAACAUGCACAAAGUUGAUUACUAUACUAGUAAAUUAGAGUUUGACGAAGUUACUCCUGAAGUUAUGCGAGAUCAAGCUGAAGGUUAUGUUCGAGCUAUACAAUGGAACUUGCAUUAUUAUUAUGAUGGUGUUGUCUCUUGGAGUUGGUAUUAUCCUCAUCAUUAUUCACCAUAUAUAUCUGAUAUUAGGAACUUCCAAAAUAUGGAAAUGACAUUUGAAUUGGGCAAACCAUUUUUGCCGUUUCAACAGCUAUUGGCUGUUUUACCAAAACUGAGCAAAGAUCUUCUUCCACUAUCAUAUCAAAAAUUGAUGUGUGACAAAGAUUCACCAUUAAUUGAUUACUAUCCAGAUGACUUUGAAACUGAUUUAAAUGGUAAGCAGCAACCAUGGGAAGCUAUUGUUUUAAUACCAUUCAUUAAUGAAAAGCUAUUGCUUAAAUUUGCUGAAUUAGCAGAUAAAAAUUUGACUGAAGAAGAAAAACUGAGAAAUCGUCAUGGUCCGCAUCUUUUGUACACAUAUACUGAAAAGAGUUUUGGAUCUAUGCCAUCAUUCUUACCUGGAUACUAUCCUGAAGUUAGUAAUAUUCAUGCUGAAGUUCAGACACUUGAACCAGAUUUCUUCAGGUUACCUUCAAAUAAUAUUUUCAAAGGACUCUGUAAAGAUGUUGAUAUGAGUAAGUUCAUUAUCGGUUUCCCUACUUUAAGGACAUUAAAGCAUACAGCUCAUUUGAAAAACGAACGAGUUAGAGUGUUUCAAAUGGUUAGUCAAAAAUUAAACAUGAUGUUAACGUUGAUGGAACCUGUUGAAAAUGACAUAAGCAAAGUUGCAGACAAAAUUCUUGGUAAAAGUAUUCUUGUUUCUUGGCCUCAUUUAAGAGAAGCAAUGGUAUGUGCAGUAUCCAAUGGAAAACUUCGUAUUUCUCUUAGAAAAAAUGAAGAUUCUAGUUUAAAAGUUACAGAAGAUGAAUUGAACUCAAGAGAACAAGAUAUUUGGACAAAGCAAGUUGAAAGUUUUGAGGAACAUUACCGGGAACGAUGGGGCAUUUAUUCAGGUGAUGUAGACAUUCUUGUGUCUGUGAAGUGUUUAAGUGGUGUGAAAUUUGUUCUUUCCAACAAAGAUGGUAAAGUAGUUGAAGAAAAAAUUUGGGAAAAUUCUCUAAGCCAGUUUGCUCUUCAAGCAACUGUUUGGGACCUCAGUGCUUUUCAGUUUAAAGUGGAUAAGAGUACUGAAACAAGAUGUUUAUUUCCUGGUCUUACUGUUUUUAUUCUUUCUCCUAUUUAUUAUGGCUGCAUGGGUACUGUCUUUGAUUGUGAUGUAACUAAAAAUAAGGGAUUUGUAGUGGUAGAUGUUGAAUUAACAUCUGAACCAGAUUUGCAAUCAGUCAUACACAAUGAAGAAGAGUUAAAAUCAGAACAAUAUAUGCCAAGUUACAUUGCAGCCCAACAGUUAGGUUUAGACUCACAUUUUAUUUCACGCUUAACUGGCACAUUCUUAAUUCAGACAACUCCCAAAGGAAGUACCAAGCCCAAUUGUGUUAAUAUUGGGUUGAAUUUGAAAUUUAAUCGUAAAAAUGAAGAGGUGCAAGGAUUUUCCAAAAAGAAAGAUAAUCACUGGCUGUAUUCAGCUGAAGCUGUAAAAACUUUAAAUUUAUAUCUGUCCCUAUUUGCAGAGUUCUUUGAAAAACUUUAUAGACACAAAAAUGAUGAUGUUGUUUACUUGGAAGAUAUAUAUCCUGAUGGUGAUGGACAAAAAGUUGUUGAAAAUAUGUCCAACUGGUUGAAAUCUCAAUCCUGUUCUUUAGCAGAUCGCCAGCAGUGUGGUAUGGAAAUGCUAGAUGUUGGAGUUGUUGCGGCCAUAGAUCGAAAAGUUCAAGCAAUAGCAAAAGAUGAUGUGUACCAUCUAAAGAAAAAUAUAUUGCCUAGUCAACUAUUUAGUCCUUUCCUUUGUAAGGGUGUUCAUAUGCCUGAUCCUACGACAUCAUUUUAUUUAUUUGACAGAGUUAUUAACGUGUCUAAUACCACCAGUGUUCCACUUGGCCUAAAAGGAACUAUUAUUGGAAUUAGACCAGGUGACAAAGAAUCUAAUUUUCGUUACCAAGUUUUGUUCGAUAAAGAGUUUAUGGGGGGAGUCUCUAUGCUAGGUUCUGCUCCAAAGUGCAGCUCAAUGUCUCCUCAUGCUCUUAUUAAUUUAUCUCAUAGUGAUCGACUUAAGAAAAAAUAUUCUCCUGUAAAAACUCCAAAGCAUGUUAUACCAAGACUAAAUCGAACAAAUUUGUUUGAUUCUGCUCUUAAGCAAUUGCAAACUGGUAACUCUGUUUCACCUGUACAUGUACUUCAGAAUAAAACUGUUGGCUCAAAUGUUCUUCCGAGCCCUCCAUUUUAUAAAGCAAAUGUUGAUAUUUUUAGUACUCAGUAUCAGCAAUGCAUAAAUCAAAGAUUCCCUGCUCCUACUGUCUCACCUAACAACCAACAGUUUGUUACCCCAAAAGCAUCUCAUGCGAGCAGCAAAAUUUUUGAGAGGAACGCACCUAACAAUCAGACUGAUUAUCAGUCCUUGUGGUCCGACUUAAAAAAGGGGCCUGCAGAAAGUUCUCCAAAGUCCUCUGAACAUCCAAUAUAUGGGAAACAAGUUUCUGUUGAAGAACUAUUUCAAGGGGCAAGAAAUAACAAAGAUGUACCCAAGCAGCAGGCAGUAAAUAUUGACAAUAGAUUGCCUGCUAGCAAUUCAUAUCAAGCAAUUGAUGCACUACUCCAAUAUUGCAUCGAGAAGUUCGGCGAACCGCCUUUAUAUACAUAUAGUAAUUACGGUAGCAUGGAUAUGUUUGUCGCUAUUUUAAAGCUUCCUAAUGGUCAAAAAAUAGCAAGCAUACCAUGUCUACACAAACCUGAUGCUGCUUCAAAUGCAGCAGAGAAAGCUUUAGCUGUUCUAAAUAUCAAACAAAAUUUCUAUAAUACUAACAUUUGUGACAAUGUGAUGAACUUACCACCGCCUGCACAAAAUACUUUUCAAAAUCAACCAAUGCUUUUCAUUCCUAAUACGAAGUUUCCACCUCCUCCUCAUGCUUUCCCACCUUUUAGACCACCCUCUUUUGACCAACCACUCAUACGCAAUCCUAUACCCCUCCAUUUGAAUCACAUGCCAGAUGCUUUCAUACGGACCCCUCAAGCAACACCUAAUCUGGACGUUCUUUCACCUAGCACUGGUCAUCAAAAUAUUCCAUCUCAAGCAAGCAAUUCUGUUUCAGAGAAGGAAAUAUUUCACCUUCCUGGUGGCGGUACUUUUACAGUAAAAAAUAGCUUAAAACCGUGUGAUACUUCGAAUUCUAAUUUAUUUGUUCCUACUCAAGUGAGAAAGAAGGAGGCAUUGAAGUUACAUGACUCUUUUGAAUUGUCUCCAGAAGACUGGCCCGAUUUACCUGUGAAAAAAACUGAUAAUGAUCAGUUUCCAUCUUCAUCAAACAUUACUUUCUCAAGUAAAGUAUCCAGUGAACCUGCUAACUCUUACCUUAAAAAUUCAGCACUUUCUUCCCCGAUGAAUAUUGCGGCGAAUAAAAAUGACUCUUCCAAACUAACUGUUCUAAAACCUAAAGCAAAAAGUAGGCUUGCUGCUAACUUCCAGAAUCCAUGAGUAUGACAAAGAAAAAAAGCAAAAUUAAAAUGAUCCACAUUUUUUUUUUUUUCAAAAAUGUGAUGAAAUCAUGGGUGAUAUCUGUGUAACCAGUGGAAUUUUGAAUGCAGCUCCUAUUUAAUUUAUUCUUUGACAAAUGACUUGGUUCAGACUAAGAACUGACUGAUCAAUGAUUAUGUUUAUUUUGCUUCAUUUUAGGAGUGUGCAAACCUUCCUGCCAACUGAUGAAUUGUUUUUAUUUGUAUAAUAGAAAACAAUUUUAAGAAAAUUAAACAGUGUUGCAUGCAUUUUAAUGUUUUAAGCGAAAUGUAAAUUUUUAUAGUUGGUAACAUGUUCUAUCUGCAAUAACGUUAUUUUUAACGAGUUACAUGCAUUUAUUGACCCUGUACUUUUCUAAGAUAAAUCUUGAUUAAUCAAUUGAAGAGAAAAGUAUAUUGAAUUUUAAGAUAAAAGCAAGUUGUAAAUUCAUCAUGGGCUGACAUUUUUGUGAAUAUUCUCUAUUAAAAGAAAUAUCUUAGGAGCAAUCAAACAGUUAAUUUUUAUUUCUUAAAUAACUACUGAUAUUUUUGUAUCUUUUACUUUCUUUAUUUGCUGCAUUUGUUAUUACUUUUUCCCAUACAAGGUUUUAUAUGUUGAAAAAACUUAAGUAUAAUUCUCUUUUUGAAUAUCACGUAUCCAUAAACAUAUUUUUUCCAGUUAAUUUUUUUAGGUACUGCAUGUUUUCAAAUAUCACCAAAAUCAUUGACCCAAAUUUGAUCCAUACUUUCAAAUCAAUUUUAAAUACAUCUUUCUGUGGCUUUUCUUCAGAAAAGAACAAUCAUUUUAACUAGAAACAUAGAUGCCCAUAUGGGGGACGGGAAGCUCAAGGCCCCCCCCCCCCCCUAGAAAUGAGCACUUCCUUGCUUUUAGUACUUUUUUUCUUUGCAAAAAUAUAAAAACAUUUCUUCUGCAGCUAUUAAUAAGUUAUUCUAAAUGUCAAAUAUUAAUUACUCUAAUCUGUACUGAAAUCGGUUCCCAUGGGGAAAAUAUCUUGCUAAACCAUAGAAAAAUUAUCCGAGUCCUCCCUUAAAAUUUUGCACAUGGGUGCUCAUGACUUGAAACAAUUUGCCUGAUAAUAUGCAAUCUACAGUUCUAAAUCUUCAUGUUCUAUAUUUAUGUAGCAUAUCUAAUGCAGUGUCAUUAUCUAUUUCUAUCAUGAGUGCACACAUAUAAAUCCUUGAAGAUAAUAAUGACUAUUUGUUCAAGACUAAUUAUAAAAGAAAACAUUUGAUAAAGUUUCUGAAGAUUGUUAAAUGCCCCUGCUCGACAUAGAAUUUGCUUCAAAAUAAAAGAAAAAAAAUUAUUUUCAUCUUCAGAAGUUUCUUCUCUUCUGCUAAAAAGUUAAAUAUUUUGUUUUUAAAACACAUUUUAGCACAUAUAGUAAAAUUCUGUUUUAAGAUCAUUCAAGAGAAAGAUAUUUCUAAUGCCAUUAUCAAUCAUCCCCACUCUUUCACACACACACACAAAAAAAAAAGAUUUUUUGCCAAUUAUUAAGGUGAAUUCCAUUUGUGACAGACAUGACAGAAAACAACUUUUUUUGUUGAUUUUCAAGUAGUAAAUGUUAAUUAUUAAAAACUUGCGAUAAGGUGAUGUUAAUAUUGACCUCAGCUAUAAUAAACACUGAAAUUUGGACUCAAGAACAAAUAUUUUAAACUAAUUGGGUUAAAACCUGCUGUGACAGACAUGACAAAAUUGCGACAUAGAUUUUAUGUGACCAUAUGUUAGUACCAUUUGCUCUUCGUAUUUACAAAGUAGUAGUGGAAGCUACCUUGGAUUAGGAAGGAAUUAUGAACAGCAACUACGAGGUCAGUGGGUGUUUCAUGUUCAUUUGAAUUUAAUAAGGCUUUAGUUCUCAAAAUAAAGAAGGAAAUUUUGUCCUUCUACUCCUCCUUUCCUCAUCCUAUCCGUUACUAGGUAUCGUCAGAUUUUUCAGUGUCUGUUACUAGAGGUCGGACCUUUUUUUAACACGCUUUUAUUAGCUUCACCUGUAUGUAUGUAUGUAUGUAUGUUUGUAUCUUGUAACGGAAUCUUGCACCUCAAAUUUCGGCCACUUCCUGCGAUCGGAUUCUUUUGAAAUUUGGCACGGGACCGCAACCCGAUGACAAUGCAAUAUUGUAUAAUCAAAUUAAUUAACUCUUUUAAUUGUUAGAUUCCUUCAAUUUUGUUCAAUAUUUUGGCAUAAAUCCAACAAUGUAAAAAAGGAAAAAUUUUAAAAAAUACAUUAAAAAAUAUUCGCAAAAAUUGUUUAAAAAUAUCCACAAAAACCUUUAAUUUUUCUGCAUCAGACAAAAUUUGUUCCAAUGUUCCAAGGUAAUUAGAACAUGAAAUAUAAUUGUUUUUAACUAAUUUCAUGCCAAAAUUUAGGUGAGCCUUCAAUUGGAAAUUCAUUGCUGAUCAGACCAUUGUUGAACAAAACUUUUAUUCAAAUGCAUCUCAAAUUUUCAAAGUAAUAUAAAUAUGAUUUCCGCAAACAUACUUCGAUGACUCACAGUAGCUUCCCAUUGGGGUGCCAUUGUCUUAACUUUUAAGAUAUUAACUCGCACUCGUUUUAUAAAUAAUUUCGUCGCCUGAUAAUUCUCCAAUAUAAGACUAAAAAACAGAAAAAUAAAAUAAUAGUUUUAAAAACUAAAAAAACAUGCUUUUGUAGCAAAAUGAACUAAAAAGUGAAAAAUAAUCUUUGGAUGAUAGUAGUUGACCAAUCACUUAAUUUUAAUGUAAUACAAAAAAGCGUGGGGGGCUCCUUAUCAGUUCUCUUGAAUUUCUUCCAUUUGUUGUCCAAGCAAAAAUGUAAAUAGACAGCCCCCCCCCCCCCACGCUUUUUUUGUAUUACAUUAAAAUUAAGUGAUUGGUCAACUACAUCAUCCAAAGAUUAUUUUUCACUUUUUAAAACUGAGCAAAUAAAAAUAUAAUUAACUCAUUCAGAGGAUUAACAUCCAGAAGCAGCCAAAUGUUAGAUGAGAUGCAGUCGCAUCAGAGAAAAAUUGUUUAAAAAGUCUAAAUGCAUUAAAAGACUCAGAAAAUCAAGUUAACCUGAGAACAAUGUCUUAAGCAUGUCUGUUACUAAUGCCGUUACCCUAAUGAGUUGAAUUUAUUUAAAAAAACAGAAAAUAGGGUGUCUAAUAAUUACUAAACUGGCCAUUUAGUCCAAACUUAAAUCUAAUGGCAAAUGUGUGGGAACAUCUAGCACUGACAUUAUAUGAAAAUGGGAGCCAAUAUUGUUCGACCCAGGAUCUUAAAGAAAGCAUGGUAUAAACUGCUAUGAAGUCUCCCCAUAGGUAAUUACAAUAUUUGAUACUUUUGGUAGAACAAAGUUUGCGUGUUGUUGAAGUAGUUGGAGGUAAUGGAAAAACAAUUUCAUAUUAAAAUUUAUACCUAUGUUUCUGAACCUUAAAAUAUACUUGAUGAAUUAAAAAGUGUCUAUGAUUAUGGGACAUCUUAUUCUGCUUUUUGAAAUAAAUUCAACACAGGUUGUUGUAAUAAAUUAACACUAUCUUGUGUUUCACUUACUAUUUAUUAUUAUACACUUAUG
Molecule: messenger RNA, 8476 nt
Organism: Uloborus diversus
Lineage: Eukaryota; Metazoa; Arthropoda; Arachnida; Araneae; Uloboridae
Product: 5'-3' exoribonuclease 1-like
Exons: 1
Coding region: 1-4908 (1635 amino acids)
Biological process (GO): nuclear-transcribed mRNA catabolic process; rRNA catabolic process
Cellular component (GO): nucleus
Molecular function (GO): RNA binding; 5'-3' RNA exonuclease activity
Source: RefSeq, a predicted model, not a curated record